Myotis myotis is the source of this 4023-nucleotide messenger RNA. RefSeq names its product heparan sulfate-glucosamine 3-sulfotransferase 3A1 (gene HS3ST3A1). Gene Ontology annotation, molecular function: [heparan sulfate]-glucosamine 3-sulfotransferase activity. NCBI's taxonomy places the organism in Eukaryota, Metazoa, Chordata, Mammalia, Chiroptera, Vespertilionidae. The record is from RefSeq and is a predicted model, not a curated record. The transcript has 2 exons. The coding region runs from base 695 to 1909 and encodes 404 amino acids.
CACCGUUGACGUCACCUCCAAGUUUGCUGCCCUGGGCGCCCCACGUGUGGCGGCAGCGGCUGCCCGGGAGGCCGGAGGGAGCGCCUGCGAGCAGCGGCCGCGGCGCUGACAGGUCCCUCUCAGCCCGACCGGCCGCGCGGCUCCCAGGUAGGGCGCCCGCGCCGUUGGGAGCCGCCGGGGGAGCCCCGAGAGGGGCGGACUGCGGGGUGCGGGCCUCGGGGGACCUCGCACCAGGUCCCUAGGAAGCGGAGACCGGGACGCGGGGCCGGGAGGCACUGUCGCUAACCGCGGUCUGGAGCGCACGGAGCUCAGCGGCACCGCAGCAGCAGCAGCGCGUCUCCAAGGGACGGAGCGAGGGAUGCCCGGCCGCUGAGCGGAGAUCGGGGCCGAGUGCCGCCCGGGCCGGGCUAAGACGCGUCCUCGCCACCGCCGCGGAGACCCCCCUUUUCCGCGACUCUGAGAACUGGGCGCCGAAACCUGCCGCCAGGCUCCGGACUUGGCGAGUCUCAGACGAUGGUCUCUUAAGCACCGCACCGCGUCUCCCGUCCCGCCCCCGACCCGAGGCAGGGCUCCCGCGCCGGCUCCCGGGGCCCGGCUCCCCAGCAGGGGGGCAGCUCCCGGAGGAUGUCCUGGCACCCGGAGGAGUCCCGGCCUAGCAUGGCCCGCGCGCUCCCCGACGUCGCCUCCGGCUAGGAUGGCCCCUCCGGGCCUGGCUGGCGCGCACCCCGCCCCGGCCGAUCCGCUGUCCCGCAGCAUCUUCCGGAAGUUCUUGCUGAUGCUCUGCUCCCUGCUCACGUCCCUGUACGUCUUCUACUGCCUGGCCGAGCGCUGCCGGACCCUGUCGGGCCCCGUCAUGGGGUUGUCGAUUGGCGAGGAGGCGCGCGCCCCGGGUCGCGGCGCCCUGGCCGGAGGCCCCCGGGAGCUGGCGGCGUGGCCCUGGGCGCAGAGAACGCGCCUUUGGCAGCUGCGGCCGUGGCGGAGGCGCCCGCGGCCCCCGGGGCGCGACGGCGGCGAGGAGGCGGCCUGGGAGGAGGAGACCCCCAGCCUGGCCGGGAGUCCCGGGGGCUCCGGGGCCGGGAGCAGCGUGGCUGAGCCCCCGCCGGGGACCCUGGCGCUGCUGCUGGACGAGGGCAGCAAGCAGCUGCCGCAGGCCAUCAUCAUCGGAGUGAAGAAGGGCGGCACGCGGGCGCUGCUCGAGUUCCUGCGCGUGCACCCCGACGUGCGCGCUGUGGGCGCCGAGCCCCACUUCUUCGACCGCAGCUACGACAAGGGCCUCGCCUGGUACCGGGACCUGAUGCCCAGAACCCUGGACGGGCAGAUCACCAUGGAGAAGACGCCCAGCUACUUCGUGACCCGGGAGGCCCCCGCGCGCAUCUCGGCCAUGUCCAAGGACACCAAGCUCAUCGUGGUGGUGCGCGACCCGGUGACCAGGGCCAUCUCGGACUACACGCAGACGCUCUCCAAGCGGCCCGACAUCCCCACCUUCGAGAGCUUGACGUUCAAAAACAGGAGCACGGGCCUCAUCGACACGUCGUGGAGCGCCAUCCAGAUCGGCAUCUACGCCAAGCACCUGGAGCACUGGCUGCGCCACUUCCCGCUCGGCCAGAUGCUCUUCGUGAGCGGCGAGCGGCUCAUCAGCGACCCGGCCGGCGAGCUGGGCCGCGUGCAGGACUUCCUGGGCCUCAAGAGGAUCAUCACCGACAAGCACUUCUACUUCAACAAGACCAAGGGCUUCCCCUGCCUGAAGAAGGCCGAGGGCAGCAGCAAGCCCCACUGCCUGGGCAAGACCAAGGGCCGGACCCACCCCGACAUCGACCCCGAGGUGGUGCGGCGGCUGCGCGAGUUCUACCGGCCCUUCAACCGCAAGUUCUACCAGAUGACCGGGCACGACUUCGGCUGGGAUGGAUAACAAUGUAAUUUAAAAGAAAAAAAAGAAUCAAAUAUAAUAUAUUUUUUUACCAAUCGGUAGAGAAAAGGCAGUUUAAUAUUUGUGCUGAAAAUAUUUCUUGCAGUAGUUUUUUCAAUGACUGUUAAGAUUGUCCUCACCUCUGACCCCAUCUUCAUGUGUUUAACUUACACCAAACAUUUGGAUAAACAAAAAAUGGAAAACUUUACUCAUCUAAAUACUUUCCAUCUUUAAUUUUUAUUUUGUUUUAUAUGCAUAAUUAUAAAGUAAGAGCAUCAGUUGCCAUUAAAACUUUUAAGAGAACUCUGAGGGGAAAUCAGUCUCUCUCUCUGGCUUACAAGGCCCAGACAAAAUUGAUUCCUAGCCUUGUGUAUUUCACCCUUUAAGUUUUUUUUUUUUUUCUCCUGUGCCACUUUUCCUAAAACUAUUUCCCAACUGAUAAUACUGUAUGGUUUUACACCACUUCAGUUAUCACGGUGUUUUUAAAAUAAAACAUUUUUUGAUCCUUAUACUACUGUGCGGUACAAGAACAUGGUACCUGGAGAUCAUUAUCCCCAUUUUACAGAUAAGGAAACUUGAGUCUCAGGGAGGUUAAAUAACUUAUCUUAGGGCCAGAUGGUGACUCCUGGACAACCCUUCUUUCACUUGUUCUUUAUUACAUGCCACUUUUCCCAGGAGAAUUGGAAAUAAACAUCUGUACCUUUAAAAUCGGUUAGCCAGGUUGGACACAGGCUCGAUGGGACGGAGAGGGUUUCCUCUGGCUUUCUCAGCACCUGGCCAGCCCUCAGCCCUCGGUCACACCACAGUUCACUCCAGGAGAACAUCAGACCUGGGCACACACUCUGUUAAGAGCCAAUCUCGGUUUGAAUGAAGCUGAGAGAAAUUACUGGGUUCUUGUAUCGAGAACAAGGGGAACAGUCGUGCUGGCAACAAGACAAGGUGUGGUGGGAGCACAACUUACCUAUUUGUUCUUUUGACCUGUCCGUCCUAUUUUUUUAAUUAAGAAAAAGCCAUUUCUGUAAGAGCUUACAAGUAUGAAUCUCCUUUUUAUUUAUCCCUUUUCUUAACAGAGAAAAUCUGCUUCUGUUGGUGAUAUCUCAUUCCUAACCUUGGAGCUGGCACUAAAGAUGUAUCAAUAAACCUCUGCUACCAUGCCCUUAUUUUUCAUGGGUGGAGGACUGUCGACUUUGACACUUUAUUUUUUCCCACUUCCUAUUCAUACCUAGACUAACCUAAUACUCAUUAAUAUUUGGAAAAUAGUCUCAGAAUUGCAGGUGGAUAAAAAUGGUGGCCUUUUCCUCCUCUCCCAUCUGUUUCUGCCAAUCCCCCAUUGAAACAAUUGACAAAUAAGUCAAUUGUUUAUUAAAAGGAUUCCUUUCCUCUCCGAGUGAGCAAUAACAAGAUUAGCAUUAAUAGGAAUUAAAUUGGUUUAGAGAGGAGCACAUAUGCACGAAAUAUAUAAAGCAUGUAUAAUUAGCCUGUUGGCAACAUUCUAUUACAGGUUUAAACCCAAGAGGAAAGCGUUUCCUAUCUCAUGGAACUUUCCUGUAUCUGGCAGAAUUUAAAGGACCAAACACUCUGGUAUUCUAAAAGUGCAUUCUCUUUCUUCUCCAGUGUUGUCAUUCAAAAGAAACUGAAGUUGUUUUGAAUAUGCAGAACAAUUUCCCAUUUACCGCAGAGGUUGCAUCAAGAAGGAAGUAUUUCUUGAGAAGCCUAACACAGGAUUAAAAGGAGGGGGAAUCAUUUAAGUUUCUAGAUAGUUCAUGAUUGCUCCAAGUCUUUGGCUCUAUUUAUUAAUCCCCACCUUUAGGAGUUCAGUAAACCCCAAAUCCAGGCCUCUUUUUCCAGGCGACCUCCUUCCCCGCUGUGCCCUCAGCUUUCAGUGCCACAGCCUGUCUUUGUUCCACUAGAAUUGCCACUAUCAGCAACAAGAUACUCAUUUCGAACUCUUUAUCUGUUUUUCUAAACUCGUUUUGUUUGUGCUUCUGACCCUUUUAUAAACAUUUGUUUGACAUAAUGCAAAAGUAGCUUGCAAAAGGAAACAAUUGUAUUCAGCAAUCUUCAUCUUUUUUUGUGUUAAGAAAAAUAAUAAUAAAAACAGAACUGAGUGCAAAUGA